AUGCACGAGAAUCCCGAUCCCAAUGCAGAUGCCCAAGGUCUCAACCUGUCGAUUCCUGGCUUCGCUUCCCUUUCUGUGAAGGAAAAGGCUGGUUAUACAAGAGCUCCAGGAAUCCACGUCACCACUUAUGAUGCCAGCAAGGUCCUCUUCGCUUGUUUGCCAGGCCAUGCAGAGGGGCCUAUGCUGGAUGGCAACCGCUCAACUUUAUGUGCCGAAAAUAUCGCAGUGAAGGCAAGUGAUUUGUCACAAUCAACUAGCUUGUUUGCAGACCAUUUCCAGACUUUGAUCAUUCAGAAAAGUUGUCCUGUGCUGAUGGAAGCGACUGGACAUGUCGACCCCAGCAUUGCGGUCAACACGGCCCAGGGGGGCAUGACGAUGCAGCAGCUCAGCCAGAUCCUUCGAUUGGCCUAUCAUGCCACACAGUUUGGGGAUCCGCACUUGCCGCCUUUCAACUACACAGGUCCAACAUCAGCGUUUGCAGAGGUCGUGGGAUUCAUCAGCCUGCAGCCCAACGGCGCCCCUUGGGGUCUCACUUGCCCACCAGGGGCUGUGGUUGCAUCCGGAAGUUCGACCAUGCCCUAUUGUCUGUUUGUGGACGCCUCGGAGGAAAAGGUCUUCUAUGCCUUCUCAGGUUCCAUGAGUUGCCCUGAUGGUACAGCAGUGAGCGGCUGGUACAACUUGCCUGGAACUCCUGUGAAGGGUUUGGAGAAGGGGUCCUACGGUGGCCCCCAAAACAAAACAGGCUUGCGCUUGUUCUGCCGUUCGACAGCGCUGCUAUCAUCCUGCCAGAAUCCAACGGCCUCCUCUUGCCAAGGGGGAGGGAUUGUGGCGAGUGUGGCCUUCGACUCCAACCAGUUCAAGCUUGGCUGCUGCAAGCUGCAGAGGCGUAUGGGCAUGGCUUUGACAUCAACGCCCCGGCGGCAUCGGACUUAUCAGGACUUUGAGGGCUACUACUGCCCCAGUGGCAUGGAUACCACUGGUGCCCCGAGCUAUGUGAAGACGUUCAUCCCGAGUCUCGGAAAUCCUCAGCUCUUGAACAAUUCCCUUGCAACUGAGAAUUGGACCUUGAGCUGGGAUCCCUUCUUGACACGCUGGGAUCUCUUCGGACAGGGGAAACUAGUGGCAUCGCUUCCCGGGGAAGACGAAUCGCCGGUGGCGGUGAAUGCUUCGAGGGGCAACUUUUCGGCGACCUUCAUCGAGCUUUUGACUGCUGCCUAUGUGACGGAGCCAAAGCCGAAGUCCCCUUUCCCAAGCCGGAAGCCGAAGCCGCCUGUGCUCCAAGCUUUCUCGGCGAAGGCUGCAGACUACAAGGAGUACUGCGAUCCCUUCUAUCUGCAGAACCCGUAUGCUUUCCCAAAAUCUAUUCCGCCCGAAGAUCCGUGCUACCAUACUUUUACAGCGAAAGUUGCAGACCUAGAUCCAUCGCCCAAGAAGCCGCUGUUGAAGGGCAUUACGGAGCAGGCUGGGCACGCUUCGGGCUAA
Messenger RNA from Durusdinium trenchii, 1482 nucleotides. The record is from the annotation of a GenBank genome assembly. Lineage: Eukaryota; Dinophyceae; Suessiales; Symbiodiniaceae.